Messenger RNA from Geodia barretti, 2444 nucleotides. NCBI's taxonomy places the organism in Eukaryota, Metazoa, Porifera, Demospongiae, Tetractinellida, Geodiidae. The record is from the annotation of a GenBank genome assembly.
UGGUAAUUUUCGUAUUCUUCCGUAAUCUUGUAACCUCGUACUUCCCACGUGGUCUUUGGUUCACGCACAGUUUACGGAGAAAACGGUGAAGAAGAGAAAAUAGAUGCAUGCUCCUAUUCCUCCUCCACAGCAAAUGGCCAUGGGUCAGCAGCCGGCUAUGAGCGGCGGCGUGCCACUCCCUCACAGUCAGUACCCGUUUCCUCUGACUGGCUACGAGAUGCCUCCAGUAGCCAUGGGAUACGGAGGACCCAUUCCCUACGGAGUCGCCGUACCAUACAUGCAAGGGCCUCCCCCGCCAUCGAAGCCACCAAUGGACGUGGCUGAUCAUCCCGACCUCUUUAUCCCCAAACCUGUUGAAGAGUUCCUCCCUCGAUUCAGGAGACAGAUCCGAGACAAGAACAUACCAGAGAUACUGAACAGCUAUGAGGUUGAGUUCAACAAGUUGUCGGAUCGUUGGUUCACUGAGGACCCGUGGCCCGUCGUGGAACAAGUGGUUACCCUCGACAGCGGAAUGGCCGACGACGAAGUGUUUAUAACUCUCUAUAAGGAGCUGUACUUCCGACAUAUCUAUGCCAAACACAAGCCCACUAUCGACCACAGGUACAACUCAUUCUCAAACUACUGCGACCUCUUCAACCUCAUCCUCAGUGAGUUCCUUGAUUCAUCUAGACACGGCCUGAUGCGGCUUAACACGCUCUAGACACGGAGGAACCCAUUGAUCUGGAGCUACCCCAGAAGUGGCUGUGGGACAUCAUUGACGAAUUCAUAUAUCAGUUCCAGACGUUUAUCCAGUUCAGAGGGAAGCUGAAGACUCGGACGGCCGAGGAGAUCUUGAGUCUCAAGGAGAACCAAAAGAUGUGGAACAUUCACAGCGUUCUCAACGUUCUCUACUCUCUCAUCGCCAAGUCAAACAUCAACCAACAGGUUUUCCUCUCUCUCUCUCACACUACACAAAAGUUUGGUGCCACAUGGGAUAAUGAUUAUUUUGUCGAUUGAUUUUACACCUCAUAAUCAAAAUUUGGUGCCAUAUACCACAAGUGUAUACAGCUCUGUUGACAUCUACAGUUGGAGUUAAACUUAGCAGGGGAGACUCCGGCGCCAGGAGUGUUUGGAGGCCACUCUCUGUACAAGGAGCUGGGCUACUACGGUCUUAUAGGGCUUCUGAGACUCCACACGCAACUGGGAGACUAUCACCAAGCUCUCCAGAGUGUGUCCAACAUACAGCUCUCUAAGAAGGUGUUGGCAGUGACUCGUGUACCAGCAGCUCAUAUAAGUCUCUACUACUUCGUGGGGUUCUGCUAUUUCAUGAUGCGGCGAUACAAGGAUACUGUGAGGACAUUUUCAAACAUCAUUGUCUUCAUCCAGAGAGCAAAACAGCACUUUCAGCCCAAGUCAUUCCAACUAGACCUGGUCCUGAAGCAGAACGAGCAGAUGCUGUCGAUACUAGCCAUGCUUAUCUCGCUCUCUCCACAGCAUGUUGAUGAGGUAGUUAACUCACAGCUGAAACAUGAACGCUACACCGAUAAGAUGGCCAAGAUGCAGAAAGGUGACUUGAAGACAUUUGAAGAAAUGUUCACAUUUGCAUGCCCCAAGUUCAUGUCACCAAUCCCUCCCGACUACGACAGUCUCCCCGAAAACUAUAACAAGGAGCCCACUAGGUACCAGUGCUCUUUAUUUCUGGCUGAAGUGGAACAGCAGCUGAUUAUCCCCACCAUAAGAAGUUACCUGAAGUUCUACACUACCAUGCCCAUAUCCAAGCUAGCAUCCUUCAUGGAAGUGGAUGAACCAACUCUUAGAGAGCAACUACUCCGAUUCAAGCACAAGACCAGGACACUGGUGUCCACUACAAAAGGAGUGAAGCAUCUCUCGGGAGAACUGCAGUCAUCUUCCGACCUCGACUUCUACAUCGAUGGGGACAUGAUCCACAUCGCUGACACCAAGGUUGCUCGUCGCUAUGGUGACUUCUUUAUCAGACAAAUCAACAAACUGGAAGAGAUUGCAGGGAGAGGGAACUAAACUAACACAUAUUGUCAGCCAUUGUACUUCCUUCUUGUUGCAAUUUUGUCCAUGCAAUACAAUGUAACUCAACUAUAAUUACUUUUUUCUCCAGAAGAUUGACCAAUUUAUUAUUAUUAGUGGCGAACUGUGUAUUAAAACUGGGUUGUUCAUUCGCACUGUGCGACCCGUUGCAGACCAAUUUUGACUAAAAUCACAGAAUUCAGAGGUGCGGGAUCUACAACCGCUUUGGAAGUCGUGAUGCUGUAUGAGAAUGUACAAUGUCGUUGAGGAGAGGAGGCAUUGUUCCAGAGUGACGGGAGCUCAUUUCUCGAGGAGCUCUCUUCUCUGUCUCUCCAGCAGCAUCUCCAGGUGUUCGGCUCUCCUCAGAGCGGCCGCGUGCUGGCUACGGAGACUCGCUAGGUUCUCCUCUUUCUUCUCCAGGGCCU